CCAGGAGAGGAAGUUUUGUGGUCGGCGCUCAGCAACGUAGCAGAAGCCACUUGCGGGAGCUGAGACUCUUUCGCCCUACCUCAGCAACUCACUCCAUGGCAGUUCCCGAGACCCGCCCCAACCACACUAUUUAUAUCAACAAUCUCAACGAGAAGAUCAAGAAGGAUGAGCUGAAGAAGUCCCUGUACGCUAUCUUCUCCCAGUUUGGCCAGAUCCUGGAUAUCCUGGUAUCACGAAGCCUGAAGAUGAGGGGCCAGGCCUUUGUCAUCUUCAAGGAGGUCAGCAGCGCCACCAAUGCCCUGCGCUCCAUGCAGGGUUUCCCCUUCUACGACAAGCCUAUGCGCAUCCAGUACGCCAAGACUGACUCGGAUAUCAUUGCCAAGAUGAAGGGCACCUUUGUGGAGCGGGACCGCAAGCGGGAGAAGAGGAAGCCCAAGAGCCAGGAGACCCCGGCUGCCAAGAAGGCCGUGCAGGGUGGGGCGGCCGCCCCUGUGGUGGGCGCUGUCCAGGGGCCUGUCCCGGGCAUGCCGCCGAUGACUCAGGCGCCCCGCAUCAUGCACCACAUGCCGGGCCAGCCUCCCUACAUGCCGCCCCCUGGCAUGAUCCCGCCUCCGGGCCUCGCACCCGGCCAGAUCCCACCAGGGGCCAUGCCUCCACAGCAGCUUAUGCCGGGACAGAUGCCACCUGCACAGCCUCUUUCAGAAAAUCCACCAAAUCACAUCUUGUUCCUCACAAACCUGCCUGAAGAGACCAACGAGCUCAUGCUUUCCAUGCUUUUCAACCAGUUCCCUGGCUUCAAGGAGGUCCGGCUGGUCCCAGGGCGGCACGACAUCGCCUUCGUGGAGUUUGACAAUGAGGUGCAGGCAGGGGCCGCACGCGACGCCCUGCAGGGUUUCAAGAUCACCCAGAACAACGCCAUGAAGAUCUCCUUUGCCAAGAAGUAGCACCCUUUCCCCAUGUCUCUGUCCCCUGUUCUGGGGCCACCCCCUCCCCCUCUUGGCUCAGCCCCCUGAAGGUAAGUCCCCCUCGGGGGCCUUCUUGGAGCCGUGUGUGAGUGAAUGGUCGCCACACAGCAUUGUACCCAGAGUCUGUCCCCAGACAUUGCACCUGGCGCUGUUAGGCUGGAAUUAAAGUGUUUUUUUUGAGGUUUGUUUUUUUCACAACCGUUGGUUGUUUUUAUUUUCUUGUCCUGUGUGUUUCCCUUCCCUGCACAUCAGAUUAUUCUGAGCGUUUGGGCCUCUCAGCACGUUGGGGAUUGCAACCUUGGGAAAACCCAGAAUAGUGUAGCAACAUUGUCUAAAUUAAAGUCACUUUUACCACUUUGGUAGAUUUUUAUUUUGUCUCAAUCAGCAUUCAGGGCAGGAAAUUAAAACCCAUGCUGCCAGGUACAGUUUGGGCAGGUUCUGUACUGUGCAAGGAUGCCACUUUUAAUGGCACACCAUUCACUUCGUAGACUUGUAUGUUGAUUCCAGUAAUUUUCUAACGUGAUAGAUUGUUAAGAAAGAGGUUUUUCUUCAUCUUUUUCUGGACAAAAAUGCCUUCUGUCAUAGCAAGAGUCCCACGGAAACCAUUCUAGGUACUUCAGGAAGAAAGGGAAGGGAAUUGGGUAUUCAUGAAAUCGUCGGGAGGAUGUUAGUGGUGGCAAUCUGGGUUGGAGACAUUUGAAUUCAAGUUUGCAGCCCUCGAUUGAGCUGCAGUCUCUAGAGUUCAGGAGGAUGUCAGUGCUGCUGUUGGGAGUCCCUAAACUUCACACUUGGGAAGCUCCUGAUCAGAUGCUGGUACCAGGAGCGUGGCCAGUUCACACACAGCUGCUCCCCCCGCUGGCCAGGUGCCAGCCAGGAGCUUCGGGCAGAUGGCUGAGCCAAUCUUCCCUCCAGUGCCCCAACUGCAGGGGAGGCUGGGAAAUGUGGUUCCUGGCUGGACGGUCACGUACCCAGCUGAAGCUAUGGAUAAGAAGGGGAGAUUGAAUGGGGGACCUUUCUUCGCAGUCUGUCAUACACCUGACCUGGCAAUUUUUAAAUCGACUGAAGUAUAUUAUAUAUAUAUAUGUAUAUAUAUAGCUUAAAACCUUUUCUCACACCAUGUAGAUGGGAAAGUGUGAUCACUUGCCAGAGUAGAAAAUUAACCACAAAGAUAAAUGCAAUAAGACAUAGUGCUAAAUUCUCCCUGGAGAUUUUUGUCCUGUCAAGGCUCUGAGCCCCAGCCUCCUCCUGCUGCACUCCUUCCGUUAAAGAGGAACAUCAGUGUUUGAAGCAUUUGAACAUCAGGGUUUGUGGCACCAGAGGCACACUUUCACCUUGUAGGAUCUGAAAGAUGAAAAGGGGAAGGUGAUUGCCGUCUUCACUAAAUGGCGCAGUGUUAUUGCAGAUGGCUCGUGGGAACCCGGGGUCUGUGGACCGUGGAUCCUGGUUUCUCCUGUCCGCCUGCUGGGGGGGCUCCCUGGCUGUUUCCUCCAUGGGCAGUUGAUGUCUGCACUCUGAGCUUCAUUUUCUUCCUGUGCAAAGAGGACUCUUUCUGUGGUGCACCGCCCGCCUCCCUCUCCCCCCACCACUGCUACCCCACCGGGCACGUAGCAAGCACUGAAUAAAUUCAGCAAAUAACUUGCUGAGUACCUAUUACACACUAAGUACUGUUCUUGGCACAGGUUGUGCGGUGGCAAAUGAAAUAGACAAGCUAAUUUCAAAUGCUGGGUUCUGAUAGAAACAACUGACAUAAUGGGGUGACGUGUCGGUGGAGCUGGGGAGCAGUAACAGGUGACCAAGGGGAGCCCCUCUGAGUAGGUGAUAUUUGAGUAGAGCUGUUUGAUGCUCUCAUGGUACUUGGUGCUGGGUGUUGGGUAUGUGGAGAUGGCUUAGGCCCAGUCUUUGCCCCUGAUGAAUUCUUCCCCACCCCAAGCCUGUGUGUGUCCAUCUGCUUCCCCUAAAACUAAAGUUCGGACUUGCUUGCUGACCAGGGGUGAGAAUACCUGAGGAAAGAGAUGGGUCUUCAGGCAUGUAGAUCUCUGUUUGAAGCA
Globicephala melas (long-finned pilot whale) is the source of this 3013-nucleotide messenger RNA. RefSeq names its product small nuclear ribonucleoprotein polypeptide A (gene SNRPA). Gene Ontology annotation, molecular function: U1 snRNA binding. Gene Ontology annotation, biological process: mRNA splicing, via spliceosome. Lineage: Eukaryota; Metazoa; Chordata; Mammalia; Artiodactyla; Delphinidae. The record is from RefSeq and is a predicted model, not a curated record. Gene Ontology annotation, cellular component: U1 snRNP.